GGGCGGAGCGACCAAUGAGUGCGUCUCGUGACACUCACGUGAUUUGUAAACAGGAAGUGUCUGAUCUGUACUGCAGAGGAUCUGGCCGUCGCUGAGGAGACUGCUGUUUUCUUCCUCAUCAUGGUGGACUUUCUGGCAGAGAACAACCUGUGUGGUCAGGCCAUCCUGAGGAUUGUGUCCAGAGGAAAUGCCAUCAUAGCAGAAUUACUCAGACUCUCAGAAUUUAUUCCUGCAGUUUUCAGACUCAAAGACAAGAGCGACCAGCAGAAAUAUGGAGACAUAAUCUGUGAUUUCAGCUAUUUUAAGGGUCCGGAGUAUUAUGAGAGUAAACUGGAAGCAAAGCCAGAGCUGCAGGAUUUGGAUGAGGAGUUUCGGGAAAAUAACAUUGAAAUAUUAACACGGUUCUACCUGGCCUUUGAGAGUGUCCAUAAAUAUGUUGUAGACUUGAUAAGGUACUUGGAUGAUCUCAAUGAAGGGGUCUACAUUCAGCAAACACUAGAAACUGUUUUAUUGAAUGAAGAUGGGAAACAGCUCCUGUGUGAGGCUCUGUACCUGUAUGGAGUCAUGUUACUGGUCAUUGAUCAGAAGAUGGAGGGGGAGGUGAGAGAAAGGAUGCUGGUGUCCUACUAUAGAUACAGUGCUGCUCGCUCCUCGGCUGACUCAAACCUGGACGACAUCUGCAAGCUCCUGCGUAGUACGGGAUACUCCAGCCACCCGGGGGCCAAACGGCCACCCAACUACCCUGAGAGCUACUUCCAGAGAGUUCCCAUCAGCCCCACCUUCAUCAGUAUGGUGAUCGGCCGCCUCCGCUCUGAUGACAUUUAUAACCAGGUUUCUGCGUAUCCUCUGCCGGAGCACCGCAGUACAGCACUGGCAACACAGGCCGCUAUGCUGUGUGUCUGCUUAUACUUCACCCCCUCCAUCCUGCACACACAACAGGCCAAGAUGAGAGAGAUCGUGGACAAAUACUUCCCUGACAACUGGGUUAUAAGCAUAUAUAUGGGGAUCACGGUGAAUUUGGUGGAGGCGUGGGAACCAUAUAAAGCUGCUAAAACAGCGCUGAACUACACAUUGGACACAGCCAACAUCAAAGAGCAGUCCGGUCGAUACGCUGCCAGUGUGGAGAGCUUGCGGCCGCAGGUGCAGCAGUUAUUGAAGGAGGGAUUCCUGAGAGAAGAAAUCGUCCUGGACAACAUUCCCAAACUGCUCAACUGCCUCCGUGACUGUAACGUUGCCAUCCGCUGGCUGAUGCUGCACACUGCAGAGUCCGCUUAUGAUCCAAACAACAAAAGACUGCGUCAGAUCAAGGAUCAAGUCAUCAACGACUCCAAAUACAAUCCCAAAAUUCUGUUUCAGCUGCUGCUGGACACGGCCCAGUUUGAGUUCAUACUCAAAGAGAUGUUCAAGCAGAUGUUGGCAGAGAAGCAGCUGAAGUGGGAGAGCUAUAAGAAAGAGGGAUCGGAGAGAAUGAUGGAGCUGGCCGAGGUGUUUUCUGGGGUCAAACCUCUCACCAGGGUGGAGAAAAACGAGAAUCUUCAGGCCUGGUUCAGAGAGAUCUCCAAACAGAUCGAGUCCCUGAACUACGAGGACUCGACCGCAGCCGGCAGGAAGACUGUGCAGCUCAUUCAGGCUCUCGUGGAGGUCCAAGAGUUUCACCAGCUGGAGUCCAACCUGCAGGUGUGUCAGUUCCUGGCGGACACACGCAAGUUCCUCCAUCAGAUGAUCCGCACCAUCAAUAUCAAAGAGGAAGUGCUCAUCACGAUGCAGAUAGUGGGAGAUUUGUCCUACGCCUGGCAGAUCAUUGACAGCUUCACAUCAAUAAUGCAAGAGAGUAUCAGAGCAAACCCCUUCAUGGUGACUAAACUCAGAGCCACUUUUCUAAAGUUUAUUCUGCCUCUCCUAUGAAUCAAUCAGGUCAACAGUCCAGAUCUGCUGAGCGUGUCUCAGUUUUACUCUGGGGAGCUGGUGGCUUAUGUCAGAAAGGUUCUGCAGAUCAUUCCAGAAAGUAUGUUCACCUCGCUGGCCAAAAUCAUCAAACUGCAAAUAUACAUAGUAGCUAAACUCACUCAUGCCAUCUCAGUCUUCACUGAAGGUAUUCUGAUGAUGAAGACCACACUCGUCGGCAUUAUCAAGGUGGAUCCGAAGCAGCUUCUGGAGGACGGGAUCAGGAAAGAGCUUGUCAAGCGUGUGGCUUACGCUCUGCACAAAGGCCUCAUCUUCAACCCCAAAGCCAAACCCAGUGAACUGAUGCCAAAGCUGAAGGAAAUGGCUGCCACCAUGGAUGGGUUUUACCGCUCGUUUGAAUACAUUCAGGAUUACGUGAGCAUCUACGGCCUGAAGAUCUGGCAGGAGGAAGUGUCUCGGAUCAUCAACUACAACGUAGAGCAGGAGUGUAACAGUUUCCUCAGAACCAAGAUCCAAGACUGGCAAAGCGUCUAUCAGUCCACCCACAUUCCCAUUCCUAAGUAUCCGUCAGUUGAUGAAUCCGCCACGUUUAUUGGACGUCUCUGCAGGGAAAUCCUGAGGAUCACAGAUCCAAAAACAACGUGUUACAUUGAUCAGCUGAACACCUGGUACGAUAUGAGGACGCAUCAGGAAGUGACCAACAACCGACUCUUCUCGGAGAUUCAGGACACGCUGGGCACCUUCGGCCUGAACGGACUCGACCGACUCUUGUGUUUCAUGAUCGUGAAAGAGCUGCAGAAUUUUCUGACAGUCCUACAGAAGAACAUCCUGAAGGACAAAGCUGUGGUUGACAUCUUUAAAGCUCUGCUGUCGGCUGUCAAUCCUGUCAAAGGGAUUGUGGCAAAUGCAAGCAAAGUCUACGUCAACGCUGUGGCCAAAACUCAGAAGAUCUGGCCAGCGUAUCUGGAAGCCAUCAUGAAGGUGGGUCAGAUGCAGAUCUUGAGGCAGCAGAUAGCCAAUGAACUGAACUACUCCUGCAAAUUUGACUCGAAACAUCUCGCUGCGGCGCUGGAUAAUCUGAACAAGUCUCUGCUGUCUGAUAUUGAAGCUCAUUACCAGGAUCCAUCGCUGCCGUAUCCCAAAGAGGACAACACUCUGCUCUACGAGAUCACCGCGUAUCUGGAGGCCGCUGGAAUCCAAAACCCACUUAACAAAAUCUACAUCACGACGAAGCGUCUGCCUUACUUUCCCAUCGUGAACUUCCUGUUCCUCAUCGCUCAGCUGCCAAAACUGCAGAACAACAAAAGCCAAGGCAUGACGUGCAGGAAGGCUGCCGAUCCGGUGGACUGGGCUCCUCUGGUUCUGGGUCUCCUGACGCUGCUCAAACAGUUUCACUCCAGAUACACUGAACAGUUCCUGGCUCUGAUCGGACAGUUUAUUCGCUCCAUAAUGGAGCAGUGCACCAGUCAGAAGAUUCCAGAUAUGCCUUCAGAUGUAGUCGGAGCAUUAAUGUUUCUGGAGGACUAUGUGCGUUACACUAAACUGCCCAGAAAGGUGGCAGAGGCUCAUGUGCCAAGUUUCGUUUUCGAUGAAUUCAGGACCGUACUGUAAAUGUGCCUGUGAUAAUGUCAAAUCAUAUUUGAUAUAAUUUGUCUUUCUCUUAAAGCAUAAUGAAAUUAGCAUUUUUAACAUUUCAAUUUUAAAACAUGAUCAUCUUGUGUAGCUGUUGCUGACCUGAUGUCUGUCUGCUGGCGUAAUAAAUGCCAUAUGUGUAUGUUUUGAUACAACUUUUUAGGACAUUUACACACUUUUGAAGAAUUAAUCUCUAACUCACAACCUCUCAAGAUUUAUUGCUUUUAUAAAAUGGUGGCAACAGCAAUAAGAUAAAA
Molecule: messenger RNA, 3794 nt
Organism: Sinocyclocheilus anshuiensis
Lineage: Eukaryota; Metazoa; Chordata; Actinopteri; Cypriniformes; Cyprinidae
Product: WASH complex subunit strumpellin-like
Exons: 30
Biological process (GO): endosome organization; regulation of actin nucleation; endosome fission
Cellular component (GO): endosome; WASH complex
Source: RefSeq, a predicted model, not a curated record